This is a messenger RNA of Cryptococcus wingfieldii CBS 7118, 1491 nucleotides long. Its product is annotated as rab escort protein. The transcript is spliced from 4 exons. Lineage: Eukaryota; Fungi; Basidiomycota; Tremellomycetes; Tremellales; Cryptococcaceae. Gene Ontology annotation, cellular component: nucleus; Rab-protein geranylgeranyltransferase complex; cytoplasm. Gene Ontology annotation, molecular function: GDP-dissociation inhibitor activity. Gene Ontology annotation, biological process: small GTPase-mediated signal transduction; protein geranylgeranylation; vesicle-mediated transport. The record is from RefSeq and is a predicted model, not a curated record. Bases 1 to 1491 code for a protein of 496 amino acids.
AUGGCCAACCUCGAGCUCGAAUCCGACAGCUACGACGUCGUUGUGAUCGGCACCGGCGUCUCUCACAGCAUCGCCGCGGCAGCCCUCGCCAAAGCUGGCAAGAAUGUCCUCCACCUAGACCCCAACGACUACUACGGGGGAGAUCAGGCCAGCUUGACUCUCGACGAGCUAUCAGAGUGGAUCAAGAGACAGCCCGAGGCUGGGCAAGCAGAGGGCGUUGUCGCGUACUCGAACGCAUCAGCGACCGCUUUGACACCUGCAUUGGAGGCUGACCGACGGCGAUAUUCCCUGUCUCUCUUCCCAGCCCUGAUACCAUCACGGGGGAGCCUGAUCGAAACUUUGAUAUCAUCCGACGUUGGCAAAUACGUCUCCUUCAAGCUCCUAGACUCGGUUUCCAUUUGGAACCAAGAGCAGGGUGCGCCGCAGAGGGUACCCGGAAGCAAGGAAGACGUAUUCAAGGACAGGAGUGUGACGCUCUUGGACAAGAGAAAGUUGAUGAAGUUUUUGCUGUUUGCGGCUGGCGAAUUUGAAGAAAGUGAAAUACUGAGAGGCAAGGAGGACCAACCCCUGUUGCAACUCUUGCAAGACUCAUUCGGCCUAUCACCACAACUUGCUGCCUCCAUCACUUAUGCCAUUGCCCACUGUGAAUCUCCGGACGACAAGUCACUUCCCUCUCUGAUACGUACUCGCCGUUAUCUCCGAUCCAUUGGUCGGUAUGGACCCUCGUCCUUCCUCGUCGGGCAGUAUGGCGGGGCCGGAGAAGUUGCUCAAAGUUAUUGUCGAGGCUGUGCAGUAUUUGGUGGGACAUAUGUCCUUGGAUCCCCUUCAAUACCGACGUCGUGUGUCGUCACAGAAACGAGCGCCACAAUCUCCAUCCCCUGCCAUCCUCGCCCAGUCACUGCCAACCAUAUAAUAGCCUCCACCGACUACCUACCACCUGCUGCUUUGACGAAAGACGAAACUUUGUCUUCGCAUGCCACUGUUUUUGCCCACUGCAUUGCCAUAACGUCUUCGCUCCCGGACGUCUUGCGCCGACCACGAGCCACCGAGAGCCAGGAAGUGGAUCAGGACGAGAACGACGAUACGUCUCUACUUGUAUUCCCGCCAGAGGGUGACAAUCCCCUGGUUAGAUGUCUGAUUAACGGCGAAGGCACUGGCAGUUGUCCUGCAGGCCAGUAUAUCAUAUACUUGUGUGCCUCUUCGGAUACUUCUUCGGAUCCCUCUGCCCUUUUGAGGCCGUGUCUUCAUCGCUUGAGCGAACGGCCGACCUUUGAGGCGUACUACACGUGCUCACGUAAGAGUGCCCAAGAGACAGCCUCAACACCGCAUGCCGUCGUCCUGAGACCCUACCCGGGCAAGGAGCUGUUAACGGAAGGUCUUGAUUGGGAAGCUCAAGAAGGGGAAAGGGCCUUUUAUGAAGUCAUGGGGAGAGAUGGCAAACCCUUUUUUGAGAGCGAAGAGGCAGAUGUUGGGGAUGGCCAAGAUGAGUAG